Molecule: messenger RNA, 2024 nt
Organism: Quercus robur (English oak)
Lineage: Eukaryota; Viridiplantae; Streptophyta; Magnoliopsida; Fagales; Fagaceae
Product: MACPF domain-containing protein CAD1
Exons: 6
Coding region: 151-1890 (579 amino acids)
Biological process (GO): plant-type hypersensitive response; regulation of salicylic acid mediated signaling pathway
Cellular component (GO): plasma membrane
Source: RefSeq, a predicted model, not a curated record
AUUAAAAAAAAAAAAAAAAAAACACAAAAACACAAAAACAAAAACAAAAACACUUCCAUCUGCUUCUGAGAAAACCAUGAAUUUCACAUUCAACAACAACAACAAACAAAUCACUUCUUGUUCACCUUCACCUCCUAUUGUCUUCCACCAAUGAAAGAUCCUCUUACUAUGGAAUACUCAGAAACAGCAACAACAACAGCAAAACCAAUGACAGCAUCAAGAAGCUUUAGCUCUGAUGCUUUGGCUACUACUCUUAGCAACUCAAUCCAAGCUUUAGGCAGAGGAUUUGAUGUCACCUCUGAUAUUAGGCUUCUUUACUGCAAGGGAGCUCCUGGGUCGAGGCUGGUUCACCUUGACGAAGACAGUACCAGGGAUCUUGUGGUCUCUAGAGGAGUUGUGGUGCCAAAUGUGCCUCUUGAGAUUCACUGCUCAACGGGGGAGAUUGCCUUUGAGAAUAAAUCUGUGUGCUCCUUUCGUGAGAUGGCAGAAUAUUUUAAUAAGAAAUCAGAUAUAUCAGAACGCAUCCCGCUGGGAAGUUUUAAUGCCAUGUUCAAUUUCACUGGUUCUUGGCAAGUAGAUGCAGCAGCUACAAAAUCCCUUGCAAUGGUUGGAUAUUUCAUUCCUCUAUUUGAAGUUAAGUUGGCAAAAGAUGGUUUGGUUUUGAGUGAGGAAAUUAAACAUGCUGUUCCUUACUCUUGGGAUCCAGCAUCUUUGGCAAGUUUUAUUGAAAAUUUUGGUACCCAUAUCGUUACGUCUGCAACAAUCGGUGGAAGAGAUGUUGUUUAUAUCAGGCAGCACCAAUCAUCUCCAUUGUCAGCAUUGGACAUUGAGAGCUAUGUGAAAGACAUUAGGGAUCAGCGGUUUCUGGAGUUGAAAAGCCAGUUAAGUGCUGGGCCCUUAAAAUACAAGGAUAAGGAUGUUACUGUAAUUUUCAGGAGGAGAGGAGGUGACGAUCUUGAGCAGAGUCAUGCCAAGUGGGUAGAGACUGUUCAGUUGGCACCAGAUGUGAUUAACAUGACCUUUACACCCAUCGUUUCUCUGUUGGAAGAUGUGCCUGGAAUAAAGCAUUUGGCACGUGCAAUUGAAUUAUAUCUGGAGUACAAGCCACCUAUUGAAGAUUUACAAUAUUUCUUGGAUUUUCAAAUUGCUCAAGUUUGGGCCCCAGAACACAAUAAUCUACAAAGAAAGGAGCCUGUGUGUUCCUCCCUUCAGUUCAGCUUGAUGGGUCCAAAGCUGUAUGUGAGCCCAGAUCAGGUAACAGUUGGCCGUAAGCCAGUCACUGGGCUUAGACUUAGCCUAGAAGGGAACAAACAGAACCGACUUGCUAUUCAUAUGCAGCAUCUAGUGUCUCUUCCGAAAAUUCUUCAGCCCCAUUGGGAUGCACACAUGGCUAUUGGGGCCCCCAAGUGGCAGGGUCCAGAGGAACAGGACAGCCGUUGGUUUGAGGCAAUCAAGUGGAAGAACUUCUCCCAUGUAAGCACUGCACCUAUUGAGCACACUGAGACUUGCAUUGGAGACCUCUCCGGUGUUCAUAUUGUCACAGGGGCUCAACUUGGUGUAUGGGAUUUUGGUGCCAAAAACGUAUUACACCUCAAACUACUCUUCUCUAAAGUACCAGGCUGUACAAUAAGGCGGUCUGUUUGGGAUCACAACCCUUCCACUCUUUACACAUCACAGAGGCCUGAUGGCACUUCUUCAUCAGUUUCAAGUGAUAAAAAGGAAGAUGUAAGUUCAAGCCAAAUUGGGAAACUUGCAAAAAUUGUAGACAUGACAGAAAUGUCAAAGGGACCACAAGAUAUUCCUGGUCAUUGGUUAGUCACAGGGGCAAAACUUGGGGUUGACAAGGGAAAGAUUGUAUUGCGCAUAAAAUACUCCUUGCUGAAUUACUGAUAUAAUUGGUUUUGUUGUUCUAGUUUUUUACCUUCCCACUAGAAACUAUAGUCAAGCAUUCUUUGCACAGGUGAUCCCAGUUCUUUGGUUUUGUACAUUUGUGUUCUUUUGAUCUAUAGCCGCCUUGUUGAUAA